Molecule: messenger RNA, 3435 nt
Organism: Dermacentor silvarum
Lineage: Eukaryota; Metazoa; Arthropoda; Arachnida; Ixodida; Ixodidae
Product: beta-alanine transporter
Exons: 10
Coding region: 271-1980 (569 amino acids)
Biological process (GO): transmembrane transport
Cellular component (GO): membrane
Molecular function (GO): transmembrane transporter activity
Source: RefSeq, a predicted model, not a curated record
GAGUGCCAUUAUUUCUGCAGGACAACCGAGAAAGAACAGCGAUGUGUUUGCGCCAGUAACGGGUAGCCACGAUAACAACAGGCGCUACACUGCACCGGUGUUUUUCCAAAGCACCACAUUUGGUACAAAAAUUAGUCGCUUCAAAAAUAUUUAAACUUCUCAAAAGGUCGACAAAAAGAAGACAGACACAAGAUUGGUCUGAAGGUGACGACACCGACGGAAGAAAACUUCGAGCUCAUCACCAACGUGAAAGUAUUCAGCAUCUGAGACAUGCUGUUUGAAGAGGCUCUGCAGCUUGUCGGUGAAUUCGGCGUGUUCCAAUGGCUGCUCAUCGUGUACCUCGUGGUGUUCGUGGCUCCGAUGCGAGUGAUACCGCUGUUCGCACACAUCUUCACGUUAUUGGAGCCGCCGCACUGGUGUCGUCAGCCCGAACUCGAAGAUGUGUUCAACUUGACGCGCGAGGAAGCUCGAGCCUUGGGUGUGCCUCGCGAGUCCGACGGGAGCUGGAGCAAGUGCACCAUGUACGAGUUCAACUUGACAGCACUCGACCCCUGGACGGUCGGACAGAACCUGAAUGCAAGCUUGCCCGCCAGAGACCUGCUGCCCGUUGUGCCUUGCCAGUUCGGUUGGCACUACGACCACUCCGUCAUCUAUCCGACCAUCGUGUCCGAGAUGGAUUGGGUGUGUGGCCAGACCUGGAAAGCGUACAUCUCAAACUCGCUCUUUUUUGGGGCCAUGUCCAUCGGGGUGAUUGGGAUCGGCGCCAUAAGCGACAAAAUCGGCCGCGUUCCCGUGAUGAUUGCAAUCUACAUCCUGGCAGGGGUGGGCGCAGUGACCACCUACUUUACGCAAGACUUCUAUCUUUUCCUGGUCACUCGGAUCAUCCAAGGAGGUGUUAUCCUCUCCAUCAGCAUUAUCCCUUUCGUACUGGCGCUGGAGUAUGUGCCUGCGCAGAAGCGGAUGCUGGUUCUGAGUGCCUUCCGGUUCGCCUACCCUCUGUUGGGAGUUUGCAUGCCGUGGGUGGCGUACGCACUGGCCCACUGGCGCCUCCUGAACGCUGUCGUCGUGCUACCCUGCCUCGCCGGACCCGUGGUUUCCAUUUUCAUACCGGAAUCAACCAGGUGGCUGCUGUCGAAAGGACGGACCGAUAGAGCGAAAAAAAUCUUGCUUAGUGUCGCCCGUGUUAACGGCAAGCAAGUGGAAGAAUCGGCACUCGACUCUCUCCAGUUGCCGAACAAGACCGACGCUUCUAAGAGGUCGUCAACAACGGACGUGUUCCGGUACCCUACACUCCGCAGGAGUUUCCUUAUAACACUUUUUCUUUGGUUGAUGUCGUGCCUGACCUACUCGGCCGGGCAGCUGUACGCUGCCACUGCAACCGACGACCCAUUCGUGAUGACGUCGACGACCAACGCCAUGGACAUAUUGGCCACGGGGCUGGCUCUUCCACUAGCCGACAGGUGGGGUCGCCGACCGAGCAUGGUGUGCGCGUACGGCCUGGCUGCUCUCUGCUAUUUGGGCGUGGCAGGCUUCUAUGGGAAAUCAGCUGCAAUAUUCGCCAUCCUGAUGGUGGGCCGGUUCGCUCUCACCACUGCCUACAACGUGGGCUACCUUUUCGCUGCUGAGAUCUACCCGACCGAGAUACGGUCGCAAGCGCUAUCAAUAAGACAAGCCUUUGGCUCGCUCGGAAAGUUCCUCAGCGCUCAAGUCGUACAGCUGGCGUUCUACGGCCGCUUCCUGCCUCUGUUUGUACUGGGCGGGCUGUCUUGUGCGUCGGCGCUCAUAACACUGCCUCUUCCGGAGACCAACAACCAGCGGCUGCCGGAAACGCUGGAAGAGGGCGAGGCGAUGCGAGAGCUACCCAAGCCCUGGUUCCCGUGCCUAGCAGAGAAGAAGCGGGAGCGAAGCGGAACGGGCACUCGGGGUCGCAGCAUGUCCACCAUGUCUGCAGCUACUAUCGAUAGUGUCAGUCCGCAUUAGAAGAGCACGAAUGUUUAUGAGAUCAUUAUAACAGUGCGGCGUUGAAAGAAAAAAGUACUGUCGUAGACAGGCUUGACACAAGAAGAGAGCUAAUGACGCUGCUAGCGGACGGACACAUUGGCGGAGAACUAAGCCACCGCAAGAUUUUCUUGAAUCACGUGGCAGCCCGGUUGCCAGACAAUGCCCUAGGGUUAAUGUCCUGGAAUAGCGUGGCUAUUGUUGCGAAGAACAUUUCGCUCGAUGAGUCACUGCUAACACGAGAAUGAAGUAACACCCGAAUUAGCGACUGUUCAACGUCAUGUAAACUUACAAUGUAUCGCCAAAACACGUCUGACAAACAUAAACGCUGAUUUUUGUAUGACUGCAACUGCUUAUUGGUGUGCUAGGUGAACCAAGGCCACAGUGCCCGAACCCCUGAGUUCAUCUCGUAUUCUAAGACACCGUAAUUUAUAUAUUGUGGGCACUUAUUAAGCUAUUCAUUGUCAUCUGUACAUGAUCAUCAUAACCUACGUGAAGUUCACUGGGGUGCGUCUUCAUCAUCGCUUGUGGGGCUUUCUCUUGAGUGUGAGCUGUGCUUUGGGCGUGGUCGGCUCGCCGUAUAUCGACGCGUAAUAAAGGUCGCUGAUAACUGCUGCGUCACAAUAUGUAAUUACUGUAGACUACGCCCAAAGUGUUGUGAAUUUAGGUCGCUGUGAACUAGAAUGGUUGUCACUUGUAUGAACUUAGUGACAAAUUUUGAAAAGCAUAAACCAGCGGCACCCAAACAACAUACGCGAAAUAUACCACAUGUUUAUUGUAUUUUCUUGGCUCUGCUGGCGUUGCAGAUAUUAUAUACGGCUACAGAGUUAUUCUAGGCAGGUAUUUUCUAGGGAUGCCUUAUGCCUUAUUCUAUACCAGUCUUAUCAUCCACCGCUCAUGGCCGACUGAUCCCGUUGAUAAGGUGAGCGGACCACUGACCAAGCGCGAAAAGCGCGAACAGGCAUUAGCAUCGGAAAGGCAUCGCUACAAAAUACCGGCCCUAAUCUCAUUUUUCGUGUAAAGGGGAUACAAGGCGCACGUUUGGACCACACUCUGGUGGAUGAAGUGCUACGUGCCCCGAACAUAAUUAGGACAGUGAUUUGGGCGAGAUGGUCCAAGCUCAUGGCGUGAAUACAGCGCAAAGCACUGCAAGUGCGGGAAGAGCUGGUUAGCGGUAACUGGUUCGAUACACAGGCGUUCGCGUUUGUUCAUGUUUCCGCUAACCACUUCUUCGCGCACUUCGGUGUAUUGCGCUGCAUUCACGCCGAGCUACAUUUGUUGACACUCGAGUGCUACUGAAAACUCCUAAAACGUAUGCGUAAAAUGCUCCGCUGUUCUGUGGGCCCCCCGUGUCCAAAUUAAAAAAUGUUUUCAUUUUAAAACAUGGUUUUGUUACUCACGCACAAUGUAGCGCAAGCGGAACACAAGAGGCGACAG